Messenger RNA from Ostertagia ostertagi, 450 nucleotides. The record is from the annotation of a GenBank genome assembly. Lineage: Eukaryota; Metazoa; Nematoda; Chromadorea; Rhabditida; Trichostrongylidae.
ACAGUGCAACAAGAAAUCAUAGACGAAGGCCUUUUCGACUCAUCUGAUGAUUUUGCUCUCGUCCUUCAACCUUUCGCGAAAGGAAUCAAUCACCCGCCAUUGACGAACCAUACCACAUCUACGCUCUUCAUUAUGAUAGUAAUCUCCCAGUUAAAAAUAAUGCUUGCAGAAAAUCAAUUAAUCGGUUCUAAUUUCAAGAGCAGUGGCAAAGCAAAUCUACAAUUUUUUGCCCCGGACUGUUUCCACUUCUCAAAAUAUGGCCACAGCAACUUUGCCAAACAUCUCUGGAACAACCUUGUUCAACCGGUUGGAGCCAAGGCAACUUCUGUGGAUCUAAGUGAUGUCAACGCCCCAUUACAGUGUCCUUCCAAGGAUUGUCCACUAUUCCCCACCGCGAAGAACAGCAAGAACUGCACAGCCUACAUGACGCCUAGCGAACUUGACGGAUAA